Messenger RNA from Tympanuchus pallidicinctus (lesser prairie-chicken), 2421 nucleotides. It is a transcript of the gene ASMT, whose product is annotated as acetylserotonin O-methyltransferase. Lineage: Eukaryota; Metazoa; Chordata; Aves; Galliformes; Phasianidae. The record is from RefSeq and is a predicted model, not a curated record. The transcript is spliced from 8 exons. Gene Ontology annotation, molecular function: acetylserotonin O-methyltransferase activity. Bases 986 to 2026 code for a protein of 346 amino acids. Gene Ontology annotation, biological process: methylation; melatonin biosynthetic process.
UUGUUUUUUUGAUUUUUUUUGUAGACUUUGCUUGCGUGACAACUGUCAGAACAAAUUUAUCACUGUGACAAAGCAGGACAGCAGACAGGCUCUUGUAGCCCUUCCUUGGUCUUGCUGUUUCUGUGCCUAUGGAUAGGAUGUGCUUCAUGGCAGUCUGUGGACCUGUGCCUGUCACAGCACUUCUCAGGUCCCCUCCUGCAUGCUUUGCAGUAGUUAUGUCAUUCUUUAAAUUGUAUGGCUAAGCCUUGAUGUCACGCUAUUCUAAUCUGAACAGGUCCCUGUUUCAGUGGUAUCAAGGUAAAGACUGUGUGUGUCUCCUAGCUCAUGAUGAUUGAUGGAUGAGUGAAACUGGGAAGGUCAGAGAUGCUUGGCUUGGCUAGGAGGAUGUCUAGACCUUUCUGAACUGAGUGGAUGCUCCUCCACUCAUAACCCAUGAGAAUGUCCCAGUUUCACUUCUGAAGAAGCAUGCCACCAAGUUGUCUUCUGUCCUCCAUUUCAUUGGGCUUCCUGUACUAGGAAUGUCUCUCAGCAUCAAGACAUCAGUGUGAUGGGAUAGAGCUGCUUUUGAAGAAGCCUAGGAUAAGACUUGGGUUUGGUUUAUGAACUGGUGCAUUAUACUGAGUUCAGGUUCUUCAUAUCUGCUCUGUAUUGUGAUCUUCAGAGCUCGUUUUUUCCUCAGACAUCUUCAACUUUCAGUUGUUUCUGAAAUACCAUCAUGUUAAUUGACCACUGAACCAAUGGUAUUUGCUUUAAUCUGCGCCAACACUUCUUAGCCUGGUUCUUGAUGAUGAAAGAUGCAAAGAAAUAGUUGAGGCUGCCUUAAAAAAACUGUUGAAGGUAAAUAACUUAGCUUAUGUGUUUGUUAACCAAAGUGUUUCUCAGAAGCAAUGAGAUUAAGUGGAUCAGCUGGUGUGCUGUGCCUAGUGGAAAGAAGCUUAUUUAAAUUAAGAGGAGCAGAGAACCUGUGUCUCAGUACUAAAGGAAGAUGGACUCCACAGAAGACCUUGAGUAUCCUCAAAUCAUCUUUCAAUACAGCAAUGGAUUUUUAGUCUCAAAGGUUAUGUUCACUGCCUGUGAGUUAGGAGUCUUCGAUCUUCUGCUGGAGUCAGGACAACCUCUAUCUUUAGAUGUCAUUGCUGCACGCUUGGGUACAAGCAUCAUGGGGAUGGAAAGACUUCUGGAUGCCUGUGUGGGAUUGAAGCUUUUGGCAGUAGAGCUGAGACGAGAAGGAGCCUUCUACAGAAACACAGAAAUUUCCAAUAUCUACCUUACGAAGUCAAGUCCCAAGUCUCAGUAUCAUAUUAUGAUGUAUUACUCCAAUACCGUCUACUUGUGCUGGCACUACCUGACUGAUACUGUGAGAGAAGGAAGAAAUCAAUAUGAAAGAGCUUUUGGCAUUUCAUCUGAAGACCUCUUUGGAGCCAUGUACAGAUCAGAAGAAGAAAUGCUGAAGUUCUUGGCUGGCCAGAACUCAAUCUGGAGUAUAUGUGGCAGAGAUGUACUUACUGCAUUUGACCUUUCUCCUUUCACACAGAUUUAUGAUCUCGGAGGUGGUGGAGGAGCUCUGGCCCAAGAAUGUGUUUUCUUGUAUCCAAAUUGCACAGUCACUGUUUAUGACCUGCCCAAAGUUGUACAAGUGGCCAAAGAGCGAUUGGUUCCCUCAGAGGAGCGACGGAUUGCCUUCCAUGAAGGAGAUUUUUUUAAAGAUUCAAUCCCUGAAGCUGACCUCUACAUUUUAUCAAAGAUACUGCAUGAUUGGGAUGAUGAAAAAUGUGGGCAGCUGCUGGCAGAAGUUUAUAAGGCCUGCAGACCUGGUGGUGGAGUGCUACUGGUUGAAUCACUCCUGAGAGGAGACAGAAGCGGACCUGUGGAAACCCAGCUGUAUUCAUUGAACAUGUUGGUGCAGACAGAAGGAAAGGAACGAACAGCAGCUGAGUACAGCGAGCUCCUUGGGGCAGCUGGCUUCAGGGACGUCCGAGUCAGGAGAACUGGAAAGAUCUAUGAUGCUGUUCUGGGGAGGAAAUGAUAGUGUCUUUUAUUCUGUGUGACUAAGUACACGUGGACAAAUGUGAUAUUCUUUUCGUAGAAGACUAUUAUAGAUGUAGUUUUUAUUGAAGGAAGUCAACUUCUCUGUUAGCUGAUUAUCAGGAGAAUCAUUAAUAAUACACUUUCGGUGUGUAUAGGUUGUGAAUUCAGCAGCCUGACUAGGGCUUGCCUUUGAAUCUGAAUAGCACAGAGAGAAUUUGACAUCUGUUCCACAGUAAAUUACCCAUGAAAGAAAUGUGCAGUGUUGCUGCUAACCACUUUACAUAUUUUUCUUCUUUUUUAUUUUUAUUUUAAGUUUAACAGAGUACCUGACAAAAGCGAAGCUGAAUUUUCAUUUGUGGAUUCCGGCAUAAUAAAACUGACCACUGUACUGAG